AUGCCUACUAUCUCUGUAAACAAGAAGCAGUUAUUCGAAUUGUUGGGGAAGAACUACACCAAUGAAGAAUUUGAUGAACUAUGUUUCGAAUUUGGUGUUGAAUUAGAUGAAGACACUACCGAAGAAGCUUUGAAGAAUGGUGAAGAACCGGAAUUAAAAAUUGAAAUUGGUGCUAACCGUUAUGAUUUACUUUGUAUUGAAGGUAUCGCCCAAUCUUUAAACGAAUUCUUGGGUAGAGCUGAAACUCCUGAAUACAAAUUAAGCAAGCCAACUACCAAACUCUACAUCGAGGAACCAACUUCCCAAAUCAGAAGUUACGCAUGUGCUGCCAUCUUGAGAAACUUGACUUUCACCGAAGCUAACUAUGCUUCUUUCAUUUCUCUACAAGAUAAGCUUCACUCUAACUUAUGUAGAAACAGAACUUUGGUUGCUAUUGGUACUCACGAUUUGGAUACUAUUAAGGGUCCUUUCCAUUACAGAGCUCAAAAGCCAACUGACAUUAAGUUCGUCCCUCUCAAUCAGACCAAAGAGUACAAUGGUGCUGAGUUGAUUGAAUUGUACAAGCAACCAGAACAAAAGAAUAACUUGGGACGUUUUGUUCAUAUCAUUGAGAAUUCUCCAGUUUACCCAGUUAUCUAUGACGAUAACGGUGUCGUUUGUUCUCUACCACCUUUGAUUAACUCUGAGCACUCGAAGAUUACUUUAGACACCAAAAAUGUCUUCAUUGAAGUCACUGCUACCGAUAGAACAAAGGCUGAAAUCGUGUUGGAACAAAUUGUCGCGAUGUUCUCUCGUUACUGUGCAGAACAAUUUACUGUUGAACCAGUGGAAAUUGUUUCUGAACACAACAAUGAAUCAAGGAUUACUCCAAAUGUUAAGCCAAGAACUAUGGAUGUUAAGGUGGACUACAUAAACUCUUGUCUAGGACUCACUCUUUCUCCAGAGGAAAUUUCAAAAUACUUGAAAAAGUUAUCUUUGAAAGCAACUCCAUCCGCAGAAGACAAGAACAUCUUACAUGUUGACAUUCCAAUUACCAGAUCUGAUAUUCUUCAUCCAUGUGAUAUUAUGGAGGAUGCUGCUAUUGGUUAUGGUUACAACAGUUUGCCAAAGGGUAACCAAUUGUCUAAUGCAAACUUUGUUGCAUCACCAUUGCCUAUCAACAAAAUCUCUGAUAUUCUAAGGAUCGCUUCCUCUCAAGCUUCAUGGUUAGAAGUUUUGCCAUUAACGCUUUGUUCCCAUGAUGAAAACUUCAAAAACUUAAGGAUUGAAGAUGAUAACACAAAGGCUGUUAAAUUAGCUAACCCAAAGACCUUAGAAUACCAAGUUGUGAGAACUAGUUUAUUGCCAGGUAUCCUGAAAACUGUUAAGGAAAACAGAAAGCAUUCCUUGCCAAUCAAGGUCUUUGAAACUGGUGAUAUCGUCCUAAAGGAUGAUAAGCUAGAAAGAAAAGCUUUCAAUCAACGUCAUUGGGGUGCCAUUUACGUUGGUAAAACCGCGUCGUUUGAAAUCAUACAAGGUCUACUAGGAAAAAUCAUGCAAACUUUCAGAACUCAGUGGCUUCCUGAUUACGGUGCAAACUCAACAGGUAGAGGUUAUUGGAUUGAAAAGGAUGAAUCAUUGAAGACUUACUUCCCAGGUAGAGGCGCUAAAAUCAUGUUUAGACACAAGGAAGGUGAACAAGCUAAGGAAAUUGGCCACAUUGGUGUUUUGCACCCCGAAGUUAUGAUUAAUUUUGAUAUCCCUUAUGCUGGUUCUUACGUCGAGCUUAAUGCUGAGGCUUUCUUAUAG
Messenger RNA from Kluyveromyces marxianus DMKU3-1042, 1788 nucleotides. RefSeq names its product phenylalanine--tRNA ligase subunit beta (gene FRS1). The record is from RefSeq and is a predicted model, not a curated record. Gene Ontology annotation, biological process: phenylalanyl-tRNA aminoacylation. NCBI's taxonomy places the organism in Eukaryota, Fungi, Ascomycota, Saccharomycetes, Saccharomycetales, Saccharomycetaceae. Gene Ontology annotation, molecular function: ATP binding; RNA binding; magnesium ion binding. Gene Ontology annotation, cellular component: phenylalanine-tRNA ligase complex; cytoplasm. The coding region runs from base 1 to 1788 and encodes 595 amino acids. The transcript has a single exon.